CAAUAAACAGCAUGCGGUAAACGGCAUUAACAGCAUCACAAUGAGGUGCACAAUCGUUCUACUGGCUCUGGCAGCUUUUGGGGCAGCUCUACCCCAACAGCAGCCGAAACAACGUGCUGCUGAUCAAGAUCUUCUAAAGAAGCAACAAGAUUGUUUACUGUUGCUGCAACAGAUAACUCAAGAAAUCCCGAACGAGCAAUUGCAGAUCCUUGGUACUAAUUAUGACAUCCAAAACAACUACCAUCAAUAUGAAAAUCCAAUCCUCGUCAAAUACUAUGCAAAUGCUGUACGAGACGGUCUGGUUCAGCCAAAAGGCACUGUCUAUUCGAACUCCAUCAGCCAGCUUCGUAAGGAAGUUUCUCUCCUGCAUAGAAUCUUAUUAAGCGCCAAAAACUACCAGACAUUCUUGGCAACUGCUGCAUGGGCCCGUGUCCACGUUAACGAGGAACAGUUCAUCAAAGCUUUCAUUGGAGCCAUUCUUCAGCAUCCAGAAACGCAAAGUAUCAUCCUGCCGCCUCUGUAUGAAAUCAUUCCUCAGUACUAUUUCGAUGCUAGGAUUAUUCAAGAAGCACAGAACAUAGUACAGAAUGUUGCACAAGGUGUUCACUACAACCAAGUUGUAAUCCCUGUUAAUUAUUCCGCUCAACUGUCUAGCAGUGAACAACAACUUUCCUACUUCACGCAAGAUAUCGGUCUCGCUAAUUAUUAUGGUUACGUAAAUCUCGCUGAAUAUUUAUUGGAGCAGCAAAGACAGCAAACACCUGCGCAAUACCAACAACAAAGUAUUCAGAAUCAGGAAGAUCAAAUUGGUCAGGGAUCCGUUUACUAUUACCUUCACCAACAAUUACUGGCUCGUUACGAACUAAAUCGUUUGUCGAACGGAUUGGGCCCAAUCCAAAAUACUGAUUACGUCAACGUACAAGUACCAUAUCAACCGCAUCUUCGUAGCAUAAAUGGGCUCGAAUUACCUGGACGUCCUCAAAAUCUGCAACUCAGUCCCAACAAGAAUAAUCUUAUCCAGACUGUUAGGAAGAUUGAACAAAGAUUGAUUGAAGCUAUUGACUCUGGACAUGUUAUUACUCCGCAAGGCGCUUUCCUUUCUCUUUAUCAGCCGCAAGGUUUGAACAUUCUUGGAGAACUCAUCCAAGGAACUGGCAGAAGUGUUAAUCCAAGAUACUAUGGCAGUCUUCAAGCCGCCGCACGUCAACUUCUCGGCAAUGCUCCCGAAACGCAGAAUAUUUAUGAUUAUACUCCUUCUGUUCUGGAAUUGGGACAAGUAGCUGUUCGUGAUCCAGUUUUCUAUCAACUUAAUAAGAAUGUUAUCCAAUUGUUCACACAGUAUCAGAACUCUUUGCCCGCUUACCAAUACAACGACAUUCUUUUGCCUGGUGUUACCAUUCAGAAAGUUCAAAUUAGUCCAUUAGUGACUCUUUUUAACGAUUAUUAUGUCGAUCUCAAGGGAGCUGUGCAACAACAAGUUGAUCAACCACAGCAAGUUCAACAACAACACAUCAAGGCUCAAGUGAAAAGAUUAGAUCAUAAACCAUACGAGUAUCAGAUCACUGUUCAGAGCGAGCAGAACGUCCCUAGUGCAGUUGUCCGCGUCUACUUGGGACCGAAAUACGACUACUAUGGCAAACCCAUUAGCAUCUCUCAACACAGACAUCAAUUCGUGGAACUCGACCAAUUCACAACUGACCUUCAUCAAGGACAAAAUAUCAUUGUAAGACAAUCCCAACAGGCACCAGGCCAGAGUUUCGAUUACCCAUCUGUUCAAGAAAUUAAGCAGGCUGUCAAUAGUGCCACUCAUGCUCAAGAACCAUACUACAUUACUGAAUCACACCAGAUUUUCGGUUUCCCAGCAAGACUGGCUCUUCCUAAAGGUCAACCUGGUCAAGGAUUGCCAUUUCAACUAUUAGUUGUGAUCUCUCAAUUAGGAUCACAAAAUGUACUCUAUGAUCCGGUGGUUCCGGAACAGUAUCAAACUUACCAACAGGACGAAUAUCAAGUAAUUGGUACUGAGGACUAUCAACAGAUUCAGCAUCAAGGUGCUAAAGUAAUUGGUGCGAAACAGACUGCGGAGGUUGUACCAGAAACUCUGUCAAUCAAUCAGCAAGAGAAUCAAGAUAUAAGGAACCAUUAUGUUAACCUUUAUACUCAACAACAUGGGCAAUACCCAUACACGUACUCCCAGUAUCAAGUAGGUCAAGGACAGAGACAGGGACAGAAUGUCUACGGUGUCCAAAAGCAGUACUACGGACAACAAGGACAACAAUGGCAAUACAGGCAACAAGGACAAAACAUCCAAGAACAUCAACAAUGGAGUCAACCUCAAAGUAUUUACCACCAAGAACAACAGGGACAGUAUCAACAGUACCAACAGGGCCAACAAAGUACGGUAGGAUUCCAAGGUGAAGUACCAGCUGGUGUACAUGGUUCACAACAGAGUAUUCAUGGAGUACAAGGUGUCCAUGGUGUCCAAGAUGUACAAAGUGAACAUGGCAUACAAUAUUCUGGAGUAAAGGGAAAUCAAGGCCUCUUCAACAGCAUUCAAUCUGGAAUUCAAAGCAAAUAUCAUUUCACUUAUCAAGGACAAAGUCAACAACAUCAAGGACUUGGUGUAGGAUAUACCGGAUAUAGCGGGCAAUACCAUGCCGGUGGUUUCCAAGGCAUCCUGAGUCAGGGACAAAAAACGCAGGAUGCAAAUGUCAACAAAUACUAUCAAAAUAAGCACAUUUCUGAAAUCAUCGGUGGCGCUAUCUCUCUUGAUGGUAAACCUCUUGGCUACCCGUUGGAUAGACCUUUGACUACCGGUGCUCUUUCCGUGCCUAAUGUUUAUGUUCAAACUGUCUACAUUUCUCAUGAAGGUCAACCCAUUAAUGAAGUAAAUCAUUGAAAUGUUUCUUAAAAAAAAAA
Messenger RNA from Trachymyrmex septentrionalis, 2916 nucleotides. RefSeq names its product hexamerin-like (gene Hex110). The record is from RefSeq and is a predicted model, not a curated record. Bases 41 to 2896 code for a protein of 951 amino acids. The transcript is spliced from 7 exons. NCBI's taxonomy places the organism in Eukaryota, Metazoa, Arthropoda, Insecta, Hymenoptera, Formicidae.